Aedes aegypti (yellow fever mosquito) is the source of this 2314-nucleotide messenger RNA. It is a transcript of the gene black, whose product is annotated as cysteine sulfinic acid decarboxylase. Gene Ontology annotation, cellular component: cytoplasm. Bases 247 to 1935 code for a protein of 562 amino acids. Gene Ontology annotation, biological process: carboxylic acid metabolic process. Gene Ontology annotation, molecular function: pyridoxal phosphate binding; carboxy-lyase activity. Lineage: Eukaryota; Metazoa; Arthropoda; Insecta; Diptera; Culicidae. The transcript has 4 exons. The record is from RefSeq and is a predicted model, not a curated record.
GAGACCGUACUCGUGUUCAUAUAUAAGAGCACCCCCGACGUCGCGGACAGCUUAGUUUGGGUUUGAUUACUUCAAACAAGACCAGCCUAAUAAGCCACCGAACGGCUCUAGGUGCUUCUUGUUCUCCGAGGAAGCAUUUCAGUUAAGGUUCCGCUCCACUAGCCACUGGUUUGUUGCAGUUGUUCAAGCAUAAUCUAAAAGUGCCAACAGUGUCCCCAAAAAGUGUGACAGUGUCAGAGUGUCAAAAUGCCAGCCAACGGAAUGUUCGACGUCGCUCUGCAGGUCAUCGACGACUCCAACGUGUCUAGUGGAUCGGACAGUGCUGGUGUGUCUGAAGAUGAAGAUGUUCAACUGUUUUGCAGUAAAGGGAAUACCAUAGUCCCGAAGCCGUUGAAAAAAUCCAUAUCGAAAAUCAAGGAUGAAGAGUUCAGCAAAACCGCCAAAGCAAACGAGAAACGAUACGCAAGUCUUCCGAGCCGUGAACAUCACCAGCAAUUCUUGACCGACUUCCUGUCGGAAGUGCUGAACAAUGCCGUUUUCAACGCUACCGAACGGGCUAACAAAGUUCUGAACUGGGUGGAUCCGGAGCAGCUCAAGCGAACCUUGGACCUGGAACUGAAGGACGAGCCCGAUUCACAUGAGAAGCUGCUGGAACUGACCAGGGCCACCAUAAAGCACUCGGUCAAAACCGGACAUCCCUACUUCAUGAACCAACUGUUCUCGUCCGUCGAUCCGUACGGGUUCGCUGGACAGAUCCUUACCGAUGCGUUGAACCCCAGUGUCUACACGUUCGAAGUGUCUCCGGUGUUCGUCCUGAUGGAGGAAGUGGUGCUCAAAGAAAUGAGAACCAUCGUUGGCUACCCGGACGGAACCGGAGAUGGCAUUUUCUGCCCAGGUGGUUCGAUGGCUAACGGCUAUUCCAUUAGCUGUGCCCGCUUCAAACACAUGCCCGAUGUCAAGACAAAAGGAUUACAUUCACUUCCGCGCUUGGUAAUCUUCACAUCUGAAGACGCUCAUUACUCGGUGAAAAAAUUGGCAUCGUUCAUGGGCAUCGGCUCGGACAACGUGUACCCAAUUCGUACGGACGCCAUCGGCAAGAUCAGAGUGGAUCAUCUAGAGUCGGAAAUUCUGCGCGCCAAAUCGGAGGGAGCCGUGCCGUUUAUGGUGUCGGCCACCGCAGGAACAACCGUGAUCGGAGCGUUUGAUCCGCUGGAGCAGAUCGCAGAUCUGUGCAAAAAGUACAACCUCUGGAUGCACGUGGAUGCCGCCUGGGGUGGUGGUGCACUUAUGUCCAAGAAGUACCGAUCGCUGCUUAAAGGAAUCGAACGAUCGGACUCGGUCACGUGGAACCCACACAAAUUGCUCGCCGCUCCGCAGCAGUGCUCCACCUUCCUGACCCGCCACGAGGGAAUCCUAUCGGAGUGCCACUCGACCAACGCGACUUAUCUCUUCCAGAAGGACAAAUUCUACGACACCCAGUACGACACCGGCGAUAAGCACAUCCAGUGUGGCCGCCGUGCCGACGUGCUCAAAUUUUGGUUCAUGUGGCGUGCCAAGGGCACUUCCGGACUGGAACAGCACAUCGACAAGGUGUUCGAGAAUGCGGAGCACUUCACCAGCAGUAUUAAGGCGCGAGAAGGUUUUGAAAUGGUCGUCGAGAAUCCCGAGUGUACCAACGUGUGCUUCUGGUACGUGCCACCUGGAUUGCGGAACGUACCGCGUGACAGCGCAGAGUUCACCGAACGGCUCCACAAGGUUGCCCCCAAGGUCAAGGAACGCAUGAUGCGGGAAGGUUCGAUGAUGAUCACAUACCAACCGAUUCACGAUAAGCCCAACUUCUUCCGAUUGGUCCUGCAGAACUCGGCCCUGGACAAAUCGGACAUGAACUACAUCAUCGAUGAAAUCGAACGACUUGCUGCAGAUUUGAAACCAUGAAUAUCCAAGGCGGUAAACUUGUGUCAUUUCUUGCACAUUUUUUGCGUGUGGGGAGUUUUGUUGAAUUUUUAUAUUAAAACAUAAUUUAUAUCCUUGUGUAAAAGAAAAACCCGAAAAAAAUAUGUAUUUAUUGGAAGCAUUGUUUUGUUCGCUGGAAGCACCAUGUGGUUGAGGGCUGGCAGAACGGUGCGUGAUGAGAGACGAAUCGAAAUGAAUAAAAAAAAUGUACUAUGUAAGAAGAUAUGUGAUUGUGUACUAAGUUGUAAGAAUAUGGAAGCGAAUCAGUAAAACGUAAACAUAUCUUAGAGUGGUUAAGCAAGUUUGAAAAGAAUGUACAAAAAGGAAAAUAAAAAUGUUUUACCAGUGUAUUGUAUUCUUU